This is a messenger RNA of Mesocricetus auratus (golden hamster), 3522 nucleotides long. It is a transcript of the gene Aco1, whose product is annotated as aconitase 1. Gene Ontology annotation, cellular component: mitochondrion; cytosol. Gene Ontology annotation, biological process: citrate metabolic process; tricarboxylic acid cycle. Gene Ontology annotation, molecular function: 3 iron, 4 sulfur cluster binding; aconitate hydratase activity; iron-responsive element binding. The record is from RefSeq and is a predicted model, not a curated record. The coding region runs from base 179 to 2848 and encodes 889 amino acids. The transcript has 21 exons. NCBI's taxonomy places the organism in Eukaryota, Metazoa, Chordata, Mammalia, Rodentia, Cricetidae.
CCGCCCCUCUACGGCAGCAGCUGGUUCCGGCCCGCUCACUCGCGGUCCCGCCUCGCUGCAGGAGCGUCCGGAGGACCGCUUACCCGGGGAGCGCGGAGUUUGGCCAGGGUCCUCGGUAGCUCCCGGCUGUGUGCUAGCAAAGCCCCACUGUGAGCGGGACACGUGACCAUCAAUAAUCAUGAAGAACCCAUUUGAACAUCUUGCUGAGCCCUUGGACCCUGCACAACCAGGAAAGAGAUUUUUCAAUUUGAAUAAAUUGGACGACUCAAGAUAUGGACGCCUACCAUUUUCUAUCAGAGUCCUCCUGGAGGCAGCCAUUCGAAACUGCGAUGAGUUUCUGGUGAAGAAAAAUGACAUUGAAAAUAUCCUGAACUGGAAUGUCAUGCAGCAUAAGAACAUAGAAGUGCCGUUUAAACCAGCCCGUGUCAUCCUGCAAGACUUUACGGGCGUGCCAGCUGUAGUUGAUUUUGCAGCUAUGCGUGAUGCUGUGAAGAAGUUGGGAGGAAAUCCAGAGAAAAUAAACCCUGUCUGUCCCGCUGACCUUGUAAUUGAUCAUUCCAUCCAGGUUGAUUUCAACAGAAGGGCAGACAGUUUACAGAAGAAUCAAGACCUAGAAUUUGAAAGAAAUAGAGAACGAUUUGAAUUUUUAAAGUGGGGUUCCCAGGCCUUUUGCAAUAUGCGGAUUAUUCCUCCUGGCUCAGGAAUCAUUCACCAGGUGAAUCUGGAGUAUUUGGCAAGAGUAGUAUUUGAUCAGGAUGGAUGUUAUUACCCGGACAGCCUCGUGGGCACAGAUUCACACACUACCAUGAUUGAUGGUCUGGGAGUUCUUGGUUGGGGUGUAGGUGGCAUUGAAGCAGAAGCUGUCAUGCUGGGUCAGCCCAUCAGCAUGGUGCUUCCCCAGGUGAUCGGCUACAGGAUGAUGGGGAAGCCCCACCCUCUGGUAACAUCCACAGACAUCGUGCUCACCAUCACCAAGCACCUCCGGCAAGUUGGGGUUGUGGGCAAAUUUGUGGAGUUUUUCGGGCCGGGAGUGGCCCAGCUGUCCAUUGCUGACCGAGCUACGAUUGCCAACAUGUGCCCCGAGUAUGGCGCGACUGCAGCCUUCUUCCCCGUUGAUGAAGUUAGCAUUGUGUACCUGCUGCAGACGGGUCGUGAGGAGAACAAAGUAAAGCACAUUAAAAAGUAUCUUCAGGCUGUAGGAAUGUUUCGAGAUUUCAAUGACUCCUCUCAAGACCCAGACUUCACUCAGGUUGUGGAGCUAGAUUUGAAAACAGUUGUGCCUUGCUGCAGUGGACCGAAAAGACCCCAGGACAAAGUGGCCGUGUCUGACAUGAGAAAGGACUUUGAAAGCUGCCUUGGGGCCAAGCAAGGGUUUAAAGGUUUCCAAGUUGCUCCAGACCAUCACAAUGACCAGAAGACAUUUAUCUACAAUAGCAGUGAGUUCACCCUCGCUCAUGGCUCUGUGGUCAUUGCUGCCAUCACCAGCUGCACAAACACCAGCAAUCCAUCCGUGAUGUUAGGAGCAGGACUGUUAGCCAAGAAGGCUGUGGAAGCGGGGCUGAGUGUGAAGCCUUAUGUCAAGACCAGCCUGUCUCCCGGAAGUGGUGUGGUCACCUACUACCUUCGAGAGAGCGGAGUCAUGCCUUACCUGUCCCAGCUGGGGUUUGAUGUAGUGGGCUAUGGCUGUAUGACCUGCAUUGGCAACAGUGGACCCCUUCCUGAACCUGUGGUGGAGGCGAUCACUCAGGGAGACCUCGUAGCUGUUGGAGUACUGUCUGGGAACAGGAACUUUGAAGGGCGAGUCCAUCCCAACACCCGGGCCAACUACUUAGCCUCUCCCCCAUUAGUAAUAGCGUACGCAAUCGCUGGGACCAUCAGGAUUGACUUUGAGAAAGAGCCUUUGGGGGUUAAUGCACAGGGCCAGCAAGUAUUUCUGAAGGAUAUCUGGCCAACUCGAGAUGAGAUCCAGGCGGUGGAGCGGCAGUAUGUUAUCCCUGGGAUGUUCAAGGAGGUAUAUCAGAAAAUAGAGACGGUAAACAAAAGCUGGAACGCUCUAGCAGCCCCAUCAGAGAAGCUGUACGCCUGGGACCCCAAGUCUACAUACAUUAAGUCACCGCCGUUCUUCGAAAACUUGACUUUAGGUCUCCAGCCACCCAAGUCUAUAGUGGACGCCUAUGUGCUACUAAACUUAGGAGAUUCCGUGACAACAGACCACAUCUCUCCGGCGGGGAACAUUGCAAGAAACAGUCCUGCUGCUCGCUACUUGACCAACAGAGGCCUGACGCCACGAGAAUUCAACUCUUAUGGCUCCCGCCGAGGAAAUGACGCCAUCAUGGCACGGGGAACAUUUGCAAACAUUCGCUUACUGAACAAGUUUCUGAACAAACAGGCACCUCAGACUGUACAUUUUCCUUCAGGAGAAAGUCUUGACGUGUUCGAUGCUGCUGAGCGGUACCAGCAAGCUGGACUUCCCCUGAUUGUUCUGGCUGGCAAAGAGUACGGUUCGGGCAGCUCCCGAGACUGGGCAGCCAAGGGCCCCUUCCUGCUGGGGAUCAAAGCUGUCCUGGCAGAGAGCUACGAGCGAAUUCACCGCAGUAACCUGGUCGGAAUGGGGGUGAUCCCCCUUGAGUAUCUCCCCGGUGAAACUGCAGACUCUCUGGGACUCACGGGGCAAGAACGGUAUACUAUCAACAUUCCUGAAAACCUUAAGCCGCGCAUGAAGGUUCAAAUAAAGCUGGACACUGGGAAGACCUUCCAGGCCGUGAUGAGGUUCGACACUGACGUAGAACUCACUUACUUCCAUAAUGGAGGCAUCCUGAACUACAUGAUCCGCAAGAUGGCCCAGUAGGUACUGGCCUCUCAGGAGACCCACCGUUGGUGCUAGACCCAACGAGGUACCAGGCCCCAGCUGGCGGAGGCCUGGUAACGCAGUCACCUCUACCUCUAGGGAGGGGCUGCCAAGAUGAGCAAGGGGGCACUGCCAUUCCUGGAGACACAGCCAGGAGUUUCUACAUUCUUGAUUGUUAAUCUCUUCAUGUUUUUCUAUAAUUUAAAAUCUAGAAUCAUGGGAAGGUCGGUAAUACCAAGAAGAAAACUACCUUGUCUUUAAGAUACUGAUCAUUGGACAUUGAUUUUCACCCUGACUAAUCUUCAACUGAACACUAACCAAUAUUCUCAAACAGGUCUCUUACCCUUUGUAUUGUUCUUCUCUGUUCUCUGCUCAGUGAAACCUUCCGCAGAGAACCUGUUCCUCUGUACAUUACACCAGUGUUAACUGACAUAGCAAGAACUUCAUUAUGUUCAAAUCAUAGCAGUGACGUCAUCCUCUCCUUCUAGAUGAGCCAAGACCUGGUGGAUAGGUCAACCAUCAAAAGUAUGUGAUUUAUGUACCUUCCAAUCAGCAUGAGAGAGAUCACCUUUUACCAUUUUCAACAUUUGUUGAGAGGGCGCCUUUGUUUGACAGUAACUGGGAGAGAGACGGGAUUUCUAAUUUGGAUAAGAUUAAAUAUAUUUUCAUGAAAA